Molecule: messenger RNA, 1974 nt
Organism: Capronia coronata CBS 617.96
Lineage: Eukaryota; Fungi; Ascomycota; Eurotiomycetes; Chaetothyriales; Herpotrichiellaceae
Product: glycyl-tRNA synthetase 1
Exons: 1
Coding region: 1-1974 (657 amino acids)
Biological process (GO): mitochondrial glycyl-tRNA aminoacylation
Cellular component (GO): cytoplasm; mitochondrion
Molecular function (GO): ATP binding; glycine-tRNA ligase activity
Source: RefSeq, a predicted model, not a curated record
AUGGCGACCAGCACCACCAAGACCGGGCAGCCGCUCGACAGGGCCCAGCUCGAACCGGUCCUACGGCGAAGAAUGUUCUACACCCCAUCCUUCGAGAUCUACGGCGGAGAACGUGGUCUCUAUGACUAUGGGCCGCCAGGGUGUGCCCUUCAGGCCAACGUGGUGGAUCUUUGGAGAAAACACUUCGUUCUCGAAGAGGAUAUGCUGGAGGUCGACUGCACCAUGUUGACACCUGAAGCCGUCCUCAAGACCAGCGGCCACGUGGACAAGUUUGCCGACUGGAUGUGCAAAGAUCCCAAGAGCGGGGAGAUUUUCCGUGCAGACCAUUUGGUCGAGCAGGUCCUGGAGGCCAGAUUGAAGGCGGACAAGGACGCUCGUGGCCAGACGAUCGUGGUCGACGAGGCCAAGGAGGCAAGGAAAAAGAAGAAGAUCAAGGACACCAAGAUCGAGAAGCUCGACGAUGCAGUCGUGCAGGAGUAUGAAGAGACUCUGGCAAAGAUCGACAACUAUGGAGGCGACGAGCUCGGUGAAUUGAUCAAGAAAUUCGACAUCAAAGGUCCCACCACUGGUGCAGAACUGGAUCCUCCUAGGGCCUUCAACCUCAUGUUCCAGACCCAGAUCGGGCCGAGCGCCGAGAAACCAAAUGGCUACCUCCGUCCAGAGACCGCCCAGGGCCAGUUUCUGAACUUCCAGAAACUGCUCGAAUUCAACCAACAGUCCAUGCCCUUCGCCUCGGCUUCCAUUGGAAAAUCGUUCCGAAAUGAAAUUUCUCCGCGGUCUGGGCUUCUCCGGGUUCGAGAAUUUUUAAUGGCCGAGAUCGAACACUUCGUCGACCCUGAGGGUGGGAAGAAACACCCACGCUUCGAGGAUGUGAAGGACGUCAAGUUGACUCUUUUGAACCGAAAGACUCAGCUUGCAGGCAGCACUAAGCCUGAUGUCUUGACCAUUGGCGAGGCUGUAUCCACCGGCAUUGUCGACAAUGAGACGCUUGGGUACUUCAUGGUCCGGAUCCAGGACUUUCUGCUCAAGCUCGGAAUCGACCACUCCAAACUGCGCUUCAGGCAACAUAUGGCGAACGAAAUGGCCCAUUAUGCGGCGGACUGUUGGGACGCCGAACUAUUCACCACCUAUGGAUGGAUUGAGUGUGUUGGGUGUGCGGACCGGAGUGCCUACGACUUGACCGUCCACGCCAACAAGACCGGAGCACCGCUUGUGGUGCGCGAAACGCGAGCCGAGCCACUGGUGAUUGAAGAGUACCAGAUCGAUCUAGAGCGCAAGAAGCUAGGCCCCAAGUUUCGCAAGGACGCCAAAAGCGUCGAGGCCGCCGUGGAUGCGCUUUCGCAGGAGCUGCGCGAGAAGUUGUCGCUUGAACUUGAAAAGACCGGCAAGAUCGAAGUCCAAACACCCGGCGUCGGAAGCGGCACGACAGAACUCGACAAAGACCUGAUCAAGAUCGAGAAGAGAAAACGAACCGAGCAUGUACGGGAAUAUACGCCCAACGUCAUCGAGCCGUCCUUUGGUAUCGGCCGCAUUCUGUACAGUUUGAUGGAACAUGUCUACUGGACCCGCGAAGGCGACGGAGCGCGUGCCGUGCUGUCGUUCCCUCCGUCCGUCGCGCCCACAAAGGUCCUGUUGGUGCCGCUCUCCAGCCAUCAGGACUUCAAACCGUUCAUCAAGAAGUUGACGACCCGUCUGCGCCGGAUUGGGGUGUCCAACAAGGUCGAUGACUCUUCAGCCAGCAUUGGCAAACGCUAUGCUCGCAACGACGAGCUCGGCACGCCUUUCGGCAUCACCAUCGACUUCCAGACCGUCAAGGACGGCUCCUUGACUCUUCGGGAACGAGACUCCACGAAGCAAGUGCGCGCCAGUGAAGAUGACAUCAUCGCGGCUGUCAAGGCAUUGGUUGAUGGAGAAGAAACCUGGGAGGAUAUUUCGAAGAGACUGCCUCUCUUCGAGGGACAAGACCUUGACUAG